GCGACCCUUGUGUCGUGGACGCCGACGGAGAGGCUAAACUGAAUUAUUGCAGUUCGAAGCAUCAUCGCACCCGCACUUUGCGCAAUCACAAAUGGAUCAGGAUUCGAUACACUCGCAGGAGCCGCAGGGCGGGCAGGAGGGCAAGAAGGAGAAGAGCAGGAGACCACCAAACACGGCGUUCCGACAGCAGCGCCUGAAGGCCUGGCAACCCAUCCUUACACCAAAGACGGUCCUCCCGCUGUUCUUCGCCGUCGGAGUCAUCUUCGCCCCGCUAGGAGGAUUGCUGCUAUGGGCGAGCUCGCGCGUCCAGGAACUGUCCAUCGAAUACCAGCAUUGCACACGCGAUGCCACCGAUGUCUUUACUACCGUCCCCUCGAACCUGGUAUCGAGCCACUUCAAGAACGCAACGACGCCUUCGCAAGCACCGCAAUGGCGUACCUUCAACCAGACCGUCGCAUACCACAACGGCGCCGUCCAGAUCGAGACUCCGGUGUGCCAGAUGCGCUUCUGGAUCCCUGACGACCUGGCCCCGCCUGUCCUCUUCUACUAUCAACUCACAAACUUCUACCAGAACCACCGUCGCUAUGUCAAGUCUCUUGAUGCCGAUCAGCUGAAGGGCAACUUUGUUGACAACAGCACCAUCGAUGGCAGCGACUGCGACCCCCUUCGACUCGAUGACAAUGGCAAGGCCUACUAUCCUUGCGGCCUGAUCGCAAACUCCCUGUUCAACGACACCUUCAUCACCCCGCGCCUGCUGAACGACCGCAACGAUGCCGACCCUGUCAACUACACUAUGACCAACAAAGGUAUCGCCUGGGACAGUGACGGCGAGCUAUACAAGAAGACCGCAUACACAGCCGAUCAAGUCAGCCCUCCGCCCAACUGGCGCAUCAUGUACCCGGAAUACAGCGACGACAUUCCCAUCCCAAACAUCCACGAGUGGGAGGAGUUCCACGUAUGGAUGCGUACCGCCGGUCUGCCCUCGUUCAGCAAAUUGGCUCUGCGUAACGAUACCACCACUAUGCAAAGUGGCCAGUAUGAGAUGGAUAUCUACGACUAUUUCCCCGUCACCAUUUAUGGUGGCUCAAAAUCAAUCCUCUUGAGUACUCGCACCAUCAUGGGUGGUCGCAACCCCUUCUUGGGCAUUGCGUACAUCGUUGUCGCUGGUGUCUGCAUUGUCCUCGGUGCCUUGUUUACUGCAACCCAUUUGAUCAGGCCCAGGAAACUCGGUGACCACACCUACUUGAGCUGGAACAACGAUCAGCCUAGCACUGGCACCACUACUGGAAGAGCGUAGUACUGGUCCGCUCUCUUUGACGUUAUUUAUGUGUGUACGCCGUUGAGCUGUUUCUUUUACUGUAAAUGGCGUUUUGGAGGCAACCUGGUAGGCCGGAUCUUCACUUGUUUUGUUCAUCCCGAGAAAAUCGACUCGAAUCAACUGCUCUCGUUACUCCGAUCUGGACUGAUCUUUUGCGUGUAACUGACGUUCAUUGCCGUCGGCUUUGUGAUUCACAGGCGCCUGACGAGCACACUUUGCCCCCAAACACUCCUAUACGGCCAUGUCCAUUACAUCUUUAGCCGCUGUCGCUUCUUCACCCUGUAAAAGGUUACCUUCGUACUCCA
Messenger RNA from Aureobasidium subglaciale EXF-2481, 1623 nucleotides. RefSeq lists its product as uncharacterized. The coding region runs from base 92 to 1297 and encodes 401 amino acids. Lineage: Eukaryota; Fungi; Ascomycota; Dothideomycetes; Dothideales; Saccotheciaceae. The record is from RefSeq and is a predicted model, not a curated record. Gene Ontology annotation, cellular component: plasma membrane; Golgi apparatus; endoplasmic reticulum. The transcript is spliced from 4 exons.